Molecule: messenger RNA, 2331 nt
Organism: Andrographis paniculata
Lineage: Eukaryota; Viridiplantae; Streptophyta; Magnoliopsida; Lamiales; Acanthaceae
Product: protein FAR1-RELATED SEQUENCE 9
Exons: 4
Coding region: 373-2016 (547 amino acids)
Biological process (GO): regulation of DNA-templated transcription
Molecular function (GO): zinc ion binding
Source: RefSeq, a predicted model, not a curated record
AAAUCUGGUUUGAUUGAAUUGAACGUACCUGACUUCCAUCGAGUAUAUCUCCGGGUCGGGUCGGGUCGGUCUGUACGAAUGGGCUACUGUGGGCCUAGGGCAAAACGAGUCCGACCCAUUUGAGAUUGGCAUGUUUGACAGACAAUUUGACUUUGAUCCAUGAAAAUAGAUGAGAUGUUACAUUAGUACCGCUCCAUCCAGUGAAUGUACUUUCACUGACUCAAGACUCCCGGCGAUCCUCCGGCAAUUGUUCGACGGCUUCUUGUUCGUAUACAUCGGUACUUGGCUGAAUCGACUCUUCUCUUCGUAUAUGUGGAACGGUUGAGACCACUUUUUGGCUGUAUUUCCGAAUUUAUGUGCUGUCCAACAUAGAUGCAAAAGAAUAAUGUGCCUCAGAGGCAGAGAAGCCUCGGGCCUGGGGUUCAAUAUUUGAUCGAGUAUCUAAAAAGAAUGCAGGGUGAGAAUCCAGGUUUCUUUUAUGCAAUCGAGGCUGAUAAUGAGCACAGUGGAAAUUUCUUUUGGGCUGAUGCAAUUUCCCGGGCAAACUACAGCCAUUUUGGGGACUCUGUUAGAGUUGAUACAUCUUAUAGGACAAACCGGUCUAAGAUACCAUUUGUAAUAUUCACAGGCAUAAACCAUCAUGCUCAGCCUGUCCUGUUUGGCUGUGCAUUGCUUCUGAAUGAAUCUGAGAACACUUUCAUUUGGCUUCUCCAAACAUGGCUUCGGGCAAUGUCUGGACAUGGUCCUGUCUCAAUCACUAGUGACCCUGAUCGGCUUAUUCAGAUGGCUGUGGCACAAGUUUUCCCAGACUCACGGAAUCGGUUCUGUAGAUGGAGCAUAUUCAGACAGACACAGGAGAAGUUGGCUAAUGUGUAUCAAGAAAAUCCAGCUUUUGAUUUUGAGUUCAAGAAGUGCGUCAAUGAAGCUGAAACAGUUGAGGAGUUUGAGUCUUCUUGGGCUACACUCUGGGGUAGAUAUUUCUUGAUGGAUAAUGAAUGGCUUAUCUCGCUGUAUAACAUUCGUGAUCAGUGGGUUCCUGUUUAUUUGAGAGAUGUGUUUUUUGGGGAACUAUCCACAUCAGAGUGCAGUGAUGCCUUAGGUUUGUUCUUUACUGGGUUUUCAAGUACCACUCCCACCAACAUACAGCUAUUAAUUAAACAAUAUGAAAAGAUUGUUUCUACUUGGCAUGGAAAGGAGCUGAAGGAAGACUUUGAUACAUCUAAUACUAUACCAGUUCUGAAGACACCUUCCCCUAUGGAAAAGCAGGCUGCUAACCUGUAUACUAGAAGGAUAUUCAUGAAAUUUCAAGGAGAAUUGGUUGAAACUCUUGCUAAUCCUGCUACCAUAUUAGAUGAUUCUGGUUCAGUGACAACAUAUAGGGUAGCCAAAUUUGGUGAAGAGCACAAAGCACACAUUGUUAGGUUCAAUGCGUUCGAGAUGAAAGCUACAUGUAGUUGUCGAAUGUUUGAGUUUUCAGGCAUCAUUUGUCGACAUAUACUCUCCGUGUUUCGAGCCAAAAAUGUCCUUAUGCUUCCUUCUGAGUAUGUUCUCAAGCGCUGGACAAGAAACGCUAAGGCAAGUGGUGUAGAAUCCACCACCGAAUCAACUGUUGGGUUGCCCAGCAACUACCAGGAGGCUUUACGGCAAGAGGCUUUGAAGUUUGUUGAAGAAGGUGCCAAAUCUAUACAUGUUUACAAUGUGGCAAUGAGUGCACUGCAUGAGGCUACGAGACAAGUUGCAGCUGCAAAGAGCAAAAAUUCUGAAAAUGCACAGGCAACUAGCGAAGCAAAUGGAGGAAAUCUGGAGAUGAGUUCAACCGAGAAUCAAUCUUCAUCACAUGUAUCCAAGGAUGAGAAGGAGAAGAAAAUUCGCGAGCUAGCUAAUGAGCUGGAACGAACUAAUCAAAAGUGUGAAGUGUAUCGUGCAAUCCUAUUAGCACUUUUCCGGGACACGGAAGAUCAGAAACUGAAACUCUCUGUAAAAGUCCAAAAUGCAAGACUUUCGCUGAAAGACUAACGGUAAGUUUAGCUCUCCUUUGAUGCCUUGUUCAUUUAGUUUUAUGCAAAAUUUAAGCCUUGGUGUUUGAUCACGAUGAUGAGAAUAGAUAUAAGAUUAUGGUUAGUGGAGUGGGGCAAUUUUAGAUGGCAUUGGAAGAUAUUCUUUGUGUUGUCUAAGUCUUUCUUAUGUAUUGGAAACAAAGUCAGAAACUGUGAGUUGUAUUUGAUAGUCCAAAUGUGAAGUUCCUAGUUUUAGAUGAAAUUGUUACAAAAAAUUAAAAAUGAAUGAAUAAUAGUAGUCCAAAAUAAUGUCAUUCUCUUUCAAUGAUUUCUA